Manihot esculenta (cassava) is the source of this 3029-nucleotide messenger RNA. Its product is annotated as probable hexosyltransferase MUCI70. The transcript has 9 exons. The record is from RefSeq and is a predicted model, not a curated record. NCBI's taxonomy places the organism in Eukaryota, Viridiplantae, Streptophyta, Magnoliopsida, Malpighiales, Euphorbiaceae. Bases 1072 to 2700 code for a protein of 542 amino acids.
CAUGUGUCAACUGCCGAGUUAUCUUUCCACGCACAUUUAUUUUUUGCAUGAUAUCAACAGAAAACUUCGGUAUUUAAAAGGCGGACAAACGCUUGCAGUAAAGUUUGAACACAACCCAUCUCAGAGCAGCAUUGCUAUUCAAAUCUGAGGCUUCCAAAUCUAUGCGCAUUGUCUCCUUCUGGAUUUUUGGGGUGUGUCAUACUGCCAUUCGAUUGAUAUAUUUCUUGCAUUCUUUCUUUUAUUUUUUUAUUUUCCGUUGGGUGAUCGAUGUGAAUGUACUUAGGCUCUUGUGGAUUUGAGGUGUUGCUUAAAGUGUUCGGGGUUAUGAUUCAAUUGGGGAACCAAUUUCGUCUGGAAUUGAUUUUACUGGAGUUACUUUAAGAGACUGGAUUUUCUGAGAAGUAAAAGCGGUUUCGAGGCCGGUUUUGCGGUUAAUGGGUUUGCUCAAAGUUGGAAAUGAGUUUAUGUUGGGAUUUUUUUGAUUCGAUUUGUAGAUGGAGACUAGAUUUUGGUUGAAAUGAAAUGUAGUCUGCAUAUGGAUUUUUGUGGUUCAUGUGAUUUAAAUUGAGUUUGCAUCCUUAUUUUUAUAAAGAGAUUAGAUUGAAUUUUUGGGUUUUGGAUGUCCAGGAGCUACAUUGGAUUUGAGACUACAUAUUUGAUAAUUGACUGAAAUUGAAGAACUGGGUUCAGUCUUUGGAACUAAUUUGCUCGUGAGUUUUCUGUUUAGGCCCUAAUUUUUGGGUAACACAGGCUAUUUCUUCUUUUUGUUUGGGCAUUUGUUCUGAUAUCACAUUUUAGAUUUCACGAAAGUAGUUUUUACCUGGUGGGAUUGAUUUGAUAUUGCCUUGAUAUGAUUUUGGGUUUCUUUUAUGUGAAUGACAAGGAGCUUCUAGACAAAGUACAGCAAAGGGGGAUGGAAUUUGAGAUUGCCGGUAUUCAAGAUCAUUGGAAGUGUGAAAGAAGCCGGUUAUGAUUUUUAAGACUGACAUGUACUCGGUUUUCACAUUAUAGUUUCUGGGAGUCCUUUGUAAGAGGGGAGAUGAGAACUAUGGUUGUGAGUUUGGAAGUACAAUGACUGGAGGGUCAUUGGGUCUACGGGGAAGCCAUGGUUCGUCACAGCCUUCAGCAAAAUUUCCAGCCAUUGCUCGGAAAUAUUCUUCCAAAAUGCUGGCGUCAAGUCUGAGAGAGAAAGAGCGUGUUCUCCCUGUCAUUUGCCGGUACUUGGGACGGAGAAGGGUUGCAAUGAUUCUAUUGGUUGCACUUGCUCUUCUAGCUUUUGUUUGGGGUUCUCUUAAAGUUAGUAAAGAAGGCACUAGUUCUAAUGUUAAGAAAAACAAUGUAGCUUCUCUCCAUCAACACGAGGAGGCAGGUAGUGGUUCAUUAGAACAUCCAUGCCACAGAUUUGCACUUCCUCCUCCCCCUCCACUUGGUGGAAGACGGCUUGGACCACGUCCCUGUUCGGUUUGUUACAUUCCUGUGGAGCUAGCCAGAGCUAGAAUGCCAAGUUCUCUAUCAGUAUCUCCAGUGCUUCGCAAUUUGACAUAUGUUGUUGAUGGAAACCCACGCAAAACCGAACUGCAUGGUGGUUCUGAUUUUGGUGGAUAUCCUUCUUUAAAGCAGAGGAAUGAUUCUUUUGAUAUACGAGAGUCCAUGACAGUGCACUGCGGAUUUGUCAAAGGAAAUAAACCAGGUCACCAUACCGGAUUUGAUAUUGAUGAAGCUGACCUUAUGGAGUUGCAGCAGUUUCAUGAAGUCAUUGUCGCAUCAGCUAUAUUUGGGAACUAUGACAUAAUCCAACAGCCCAAGAACAUCAGUGAAGAAUCAAGGAGAACUGUUCCUUUCUACAUGUUUGUUGAUGAAGAGACAGAGGCAUAUAUGAAGAAUUCUAGUGUCCUGGAUAGCAGUAUGAAAGUUGGAUUAUGGAGGAUUAUUGUUGUCCAUAACAUUCCUUAUAAUGACUCAAGACGUAAUGGGAAGGUUCCAAAGCUUCUGUUGCAUAGGAUCUUGCCCAAUGUUCAGUACUCCAUAUGGAUUGAUGGAAAACUCCAGCUUGUGGUAGAUCCCUAUCAAGUUCUUGAGAGGUUCUUGUGGAGCCAAAAUGCUAAUUUUGCAAUCUCAAGACACUACAGGCGCUUUGAUGUGUUUGAAGAGGCUGAAGCUAACAAAGCUGCUGGAAAGUAUGACAAUGCCUCCAUUGAUUACCAGAUUGAAUUUUACAAAAGCGAAGGCUUAACACCAUAUUCUGAUGCUAAGUUUCCAAUAACUAGUGAUGUUCCAGAAGGUUGUGUUAUUAUAAGAGAACAUGUACCCAUUACAAAUCUGUUUGGAUGCCUUUGGUUCAAUGAAGUUGAUCGGUUUACUUCCAGAGAUCAGUUAAGCUUUUCAACAGUAAGGGAUAAAAUUAUGAAAAAAGUUAAAUGGAGCAUUGAUAUGUUUCUGGACUGUGAAAGGCGUAAUUUUGUGAUUCAGGCUUAUCACAGAGACUUGUUAGAGCACAUGCCAUCCCCUGUUGCCUCUGUUAUUCGCGGUCGACCAUCCCUGAACCAUUACAGUUUAACUGGAAGGACUCCAGUGAAGGAUACUCGUAGGAAUAGGAGAUUUAGUGCAAGACAUCACCGCAAGUCUGUUGCUGGUACCAGGAACAAGCAAGCCAUUUCACAGGCAAGAAAAUUUUACCUUAUUUCUAAUUAUGCAACUUGAGGAAGUACGAUUUGGUUAGAGUGUUACGAAUUGUCAAAGGGUCAAGAGGGGCUCAAAAUUUUGUUUCCGAAUUGUUGAUAUCUGUUGAUUCAUUCAUACUUGUAAAGGCAUCCAAGCAAAUAAUUCUCAUACAAGCUGCAAUGGUUCCAUGACAUCUUAACUCGGAAGACAUUUCCAUUUCUUGAUGCACAUGUAUUGCCUUGGAUCUCAUUAUUGUGAGUUUCUUCAAGAGUAAUGUAAUUAGCUUUUGUCUCAAAUACUAUAGGUUGAAUAUGAUAAUCUCUCUCUUCUAUUAAUUUUCAUGAAAGGACUGAUACAGUUUACUGUUU